UCGUAUUAUAGGUACCUAUAUUAUUUGAGUGUUGUCAAACGACAACGAUUGUUAGACACGUUUCGAAUUCACAACACAGUUAUUGUGUUUUAAUGGCUUAAUUUUACUUACAUUAUAAUGUGGAAGUGUUUUUAUGAAUUUUAAAUACUCAAUUCAUUUACAAAUUUUCAGUUGGAAUCCAUUCGACAUUCGUCAAGGGUGAAUCAUAACAAAAACAAUAUUAAUAAGUAAUAACAAAUCAUGAAAACCCAAACAAUCAAAAUAGAUUUUACUGCAAUGUUAUACACUGGGAUUUUGUACACGGGUCUGGUGAUUUCUGGAUGGUUACUUAUUCGUCUGACGAUCGCUUGCUUCAAAUUACCUUCCAUAUUGAACGCGGUUGAAGAGUCGAAAAACAAGACGAAACAGUCGAAACGGACUUCAACUUUAGGUACUACUGUUCCGAGUGAAGGGGAAAACGAGGACCUGAGUUCCGUUCAAUAUUUCAAUACUUUGAUGAAAGGUACCUGCAACGACUCAAACAUACUAAAACAAUCGGUAAUCCACUACACGUCUAACUCUAACGUUGAUCUGUACUCAGAUUUUCGACUACAGAGUGCACACAAUGUAUUAUUCUAA
Molecule: messenger RNA, 618 nt
Organism: Aphis gossypii (cotton aphid)
Lineage: Eukaryota; Metazoa; Arthropoda; Insecta; Hemiptera; Aphididae
Exons: 3
Coding region: 241-618 (125 amino acids)
Source: RefSeq, a predicted model, not a curated record